AUGAUAUUAUUUGAUAUAUUUAUUUCACAUGAUUUUGGUUUAAGCUCAGGUUUAAAGAGCAAAUACGCAGAUUUGACCAUGUGGUAUGCAGCUUUAGUGCGUUUCAUCCGAAGAAGAUUAGUACUAGGCAUUAUAUUUGCUUCUUCACUCACUUACUGCAUCGUUAGUUUUUUGAGAGAGGGACACAGCAGGAAUAUGGUGUAUCAGGACAUAUCAAUAGAACAAAAACCUUUUGUUUGGAGAACUCUUCAGGAACAUAAUGAUACAAAUAAUUUGAUAACUUGCAGAAACUCUGUACAGGGAAAGUUAACUAUUGUAGAUGAUAGAGGUUAUGUAUGCAGGAGGAAGGAUCUAUUCAAAACUGGUUGUUGUAAUACAGAAGCCGAGGCUACAACUAGAUACAGCUGUGAAACAUGUAAAGAUAACAAUUGUUGUGUUAUUUAUGAAUACUGUGUCUCAUGUUGCUUAGAUCCAAGCAAGAGGGACAUGCUGGAGUUAGUUUUGUCGAAACUUUCUGCAGAAGAGAAUGUGUUAUUUCGUUCAUUAACCGACGACUACGAGCUGUGCCUGACUAAAUGCCGCACUAGUUCGCACAGUGUGUUGCAUGAGAACUCAUACAGAGACCCGGCGCACAAGCAUUGUUUUGGUGACGAACCGCCUGGAACUAGAACACCUGAUUAG
Messenger RNA from Parnassius mnemosyne (clouded apollo), 681 nucleotides. The record is from the annotation of a GenBank genome assembly. NCBI's taxonomy places the organism in Eukaryota, Metazoa, Arthropoda, Insecta, Lepidoptera, Papilionidae.